This is a messenger RNA of Dreissena polymorpha, 2444 nucleotides long. RefSeq lists its product as uncharacterized. The record is from RefSeq and is a predicted model, not a curated record. Lineage: Eukaryota; Metazoa; Mollusca; Bivalvia; Myida; Dreissenidae. The transcript is spliced from 9 exons. The coding region runs from base 108 to 2444 and encodes 778 amino acids.
GUACCCCUCGCAGAUUAUCUUAAUCGGACUCGGGAGAAAUACGGGUUGAAAGUAGUCCGCCCACGUGAUACCAUUCUAAGAAUGUUACAACAAAAACAAUAACAACGAUGGCGUCAGAAUGUGAUCUUUGUGUAAAUAGCCACAGAGAUGUUUAUUUAAGUCACGGAAGAAAGCGGGAGGACUUGAAAGCGGCGGCCUUAGAAUUCUUCCCACUGUAUACCAGCGUUAUCCAGCGUAUAUGCGCCAACUGCUGGUCGAAAAUAUCAAAAUUUCGUGCAUUCAAACGGUCUGUGGAAGGAAAGCUGGAAAAUGUUAAAAAGAGAGCAGUUACUCCACUUAAGGGAACUCCAAAACGUAGACGGAUGUCAAUAGCUGAAAACCUUAUCUGCAGCACAGAAAAGUUAAAGUCUGCCACGAAGACGACACCAAAGAGAAUACCGGUUUUUGAAAAAUUGGUGUCCAGUAUAGAAAAGCUGAAAUUAGGAAGCUGUGAUGACACUGCGGGUGCUAAACCUAGGAAGCAAUUGUUCCAUGAUCAUGCAUAUUCACAUUCAACCACAGAGAGGACUGAGCCAAUCAGACUGACUACUUGUAAACAAUCGGAACAGAGUAAAAUAGUAGAGAAACAACUCAUAGACGACACAACACAAUUAGUGUCCAUGUUGUCCUCCUCGAAAACCAGUGUCCUGUCCACCCAGCGGCUAGAAGCAUUGUUUGAGGAGGAUUUAUUCACCGCUGCACUAGAUGAAAUGUCGGUGAAUAUUCCAUUCCUUUACGAACUACUGAACAAGCUGGUGGGUGACACAGGAUGCAAGAGGGCAACUAUAGCGAUGAUCUACGCCAUGAUAUUGAAUAGCAGAAACAGACGAGUAUCUGCCUUACAGAAGUGUAUGACUGUACUUGCUGUAAAAUGUCAUGCAGAUAAUAAGCUUCUUAGCAGGUUGAACCGCAUACAUAUCACAAUGUCAUCAAAAACAAAGACUAACAUGUUGGAUCAGUUCAGUGAACAGUGUGAAAAGAGAAUAGUAAGUGAAGUAAGAACAGGGGUUGAUGGCAAGUUGAAUGGAGAUAACUUGGACAUUUACGUCAAAACAAAUGACAUAAGGAUGAAAAAUAAGAAUAGAGACUAUCACUUUUUUGCUUCUGACUGGACGCCGUACAGAAUCACUGAUGAGGACUUUGUUACGAACGAAUGGCUCAAGACAUAUGUGGAAUCACAAAGGUGCGAAGAGAAAGCCAUAACACCUGAGAUGUUCAACCCAGACUUGAUAACAUUCCAAUCUAGCGUAAAAACACUAGUGUCUAGAGAACUCUUGAAAAUCUUUCCAGAAUUUAAGUGGAUGAAAUUAGUAGUUCCAGACCAUAUUCCACAUCAUUUGGAGGAAAUAAUGUCUCGCCAAACAAAAUCCUUCACGCUACCUAUCCUACUGAAGAAUGAGGCGAAGUAUGAAGAUUGUGUAUGUAUAAUGGACUCCUACAACCAACAGAUGUCUGACUGGUACAGGAAAGCAGGAAGAAGUGAUGACUUUGAUCAGCUCCAGAUACCUGUAGGAGGGGACCAAUUAACACGGGUUAGACUCGAUGGCGCUAAAACUCUGCGGAUGGGAGCACACACACGUACAGAACGAUUCGACAACCUGUUUCCAGUUGUUGUUGAAAUGUUCCAUAUGCAAAUGGAUUUCUUAGAGAAAGUGGUUAAAAAAUUCAUGAAAAACUCAACGGGCCGAGAUGUUGGAACACUACAAAACUUGCAAAUCCGUAUCCAAAGAUCCAGUGUAAAUGGAAAUGUGAAGAGUAGAUUCAAAGCCCACGAAGAAUUUGUUUUGCUAGUUGGAAGGGCAUAUAUAGCCGAAGCUGCUAUGGAAUACUUCGGUAUACAGGACCCAAAUAGUUCACCAACUAAGCAUGAACCGCCAGAGAAUAUUAUGAACAGUCAUAUUUCAAGGCGUAGAGCAGUUUAUGAUGAACUUAUGGACGGCUUCCUGUCAACAAUAUUUGGUCCAUUAAGUUUUGAGGAGUGUGAAAGCCCAGAAAGAAUUGAGCUCGAAGUUGAAGGACAGAGAGUCAGCCUCCCUGUAGAAAAUGGAAAAGUUUCACUUAUAUUUCAGCAGCAAACUGGACAAACAAGAAUCGAAAUACCAACAAAAUUGUUAAAAGAAAAGGAGACCAUACAAAUUCCGGUUGGAAACUUGUUAAUUAAUGUAAAACUUGUGAAGCCAGAUGACUUAAAGAAUUAUGUUAUGAACUUUCUGCAGCACUACUUCAUCAUUUUGAACUUGAAAGAUGCUGUGAAAGAAGGAGAUGUCUUCAGGAUUAACAACUGCCUCAAGAUGAUGAUCCCCUUCUUCUAUAAUCACUCCCCACUAUCCAAGUACAUGCGUGGUAUACCUAUGCCUGCGGAUGAAAAUGAAGAAAAUGUAGAGGACAUUGUUGACCCACAGUGA